GCGUGUUUCCCAUAGUUCAGUAUACGGGUUGGGCAGGCUUUGACAAGGUGGAAGCUUGUGUCAUGAAAUGAUCUCGCCGCGCACACACAAGCGCCAAUCUCAGCAGGAGACGGAAGAAAUGUGAACCAAGGAAUGGCAAUAAGUAAGAAUGGCUUGAUCGUUGUUCUCCUCAUCGUCACACUCUGCAUUUUGGAAACCGGAAACAUCUUCAAGUUGUCAAGCCCGGAACAGGUCCGCUUUGGAGAACAACACAUCAUUAGGGAGAAAAGGCAAGAGCCGCUCGGCCUGUAUCAGUAUGAAGUGUCCGUUGAGCUAAAUGUGACAAGUGUUGAGACAGUGGAUUACCUUCGUCGCCUGCUGCACAAUAGCAGCUCUUCCCUGCCUCUGGGUCCCAGUGCAAAUUUGACACACAUUAACAUCACCCAAGUUUGCUAUCUCAAUGGGAGCAACUUCCAGUGCCGAUGCGAGGAAGACUUUUUUUGGCCAAGUGACACCUGCGUGACAUACCAAGCCUGUGAUGAGAUUGUUAAUGAUGCCUGCACGUGUAUCAACGAUAUCCCCCCCGAAGGGCACUACUGCGAACCAAAGACAGACCCACCGUUUGCCACAACAGUCAGCAGCACGGCGGCAACUCUUGAACCAACAACACCAACAAACACACUGGACACGACGACUGGAGUGCCAACGACACCAAUAGACGCACCGUUUACCACAACAGUCACCACCACGGCGGCAACUCUUGAACCAACAACACCAACAAACGCAGAAUUGAGCUCUCCCACCACAUUAGACACGACAACUGUAGUGCCAACGACAGCAACAGACACAUUGUUUCCCACAACAGUCACCAACACUGCGGCAACUCUUGAACCAACAAUACCAACAAACACAGCACCAAGUUAUACAAGCACCUUCAAAACCGCAACAAGUGGAGUACCCACAACGGUGACGAGCACAACGCCGGUUUCGACAACGGUUUCGAGCACUCCCACUGCGGUCUCGACGACGUCAGCAGCAACACCUCCAUUUGUUUUUGAAUACGUCCUCACCAUUGAGCUGAGCACCACGAACGAAAGCGUGAUAAAUCGACUGAGGAGCAUUCUGAGAAACGUGACUUAUCCCAUCGCCGUAGACGUCGGCGGCUACCCCACAAUCUCUGAAAUCAACAUGACUACAGUUUGCAGUCCAAGCAGUGACGGUGUUCAGUGCAGAUGCGAGGAUCGGUAUCGUUGGUCAUGUGACCAGUGUUUCCUGCAUGGAUCAUGUGACAACAUCACAGACGACGCGUGUGGAUGCAUCGAGGGGAUUCCUCUGGGUGGACUCUAUUGCCAAUCUAUCGAUCAAAACAUCACUUCUGUCUGUCCCACCACAAGCGUCUUUCCGACAACAUCAUAUACAACAUUGGAGUCGACAACUGUAACACCAUCAACUCCUGGAACGGAUGCUACCACAACUCAAGCGCCGACGACUGUUACAAAUACGACAACUCAAGCGCCGACAACUGUAACAAAUACCACAACUACUCAACUGCCGACAACUGUAACAAAUACGACAACAAAUACGACAACUCAUGCGCCGACAACUGUCACAAAUACGACAAAUACUCAACUGCCGACAACUGUCACAAAUACGACAACUACUCAACUGCCGACAACUGUAACAAAUACGACAACAAAUACGACAACUCAAGCGCCGACAACUGUAACAAAUACGACAACUCAUGCGCCGACAACUGUCACAAAUACGACAACUACUCAAGCGCCGACAACUGUAACAAAUACGACAACUCAAGCGCCGACAACGUCUGCAACAAAGUCCACGACAACUCAAGCGCCAACCGCUGUCACAAAUACGACAUCAUCUCAAGCACCAACAAUAUUCCAAUUAGAGAUGUCCAUCCGAUUCGACAAAGAGUACACUCCGGAACUCAGCGAUAAAACCAGCUCUGUUUACAAGGAUUUUGAGUCUCAGAUCAGGCCUGUGUUAUUCGACCAAUACAGAAGGCUAACAGGAUUCGUCAGCGCUUCAGUGACGGCUUUCAGGCCGGGAAGCGUGAUUACAGACUUUAGCGUUGAAACAUCGCGAGUCGACGCUCAGGAACUUGCCGCGGCGAAUCAGGGAUUCUCUGUCGCAGUGCAGCCGAUUGCUAGCGUCAUCGGUUCUGUUACCGCACUUUACAAUAGUCCGACUGAAAUCACAUUUCCGCCCGUGACUUAUACUGGAAGGUCAAUGACCUUGACGUGUGGCCCCGCUCCUGAGAGCAUUCAGUUAGGACCUGUCCCUCAAGCUCGAUGGAAAUUAAAUGGAAAGAAAAUCAAAUCGGGUGGACGCAUCCGAGUCACUUCAUCCGCUCGCGCGUCCGAGCUUACGGUUACGAACGUGAUUCUGGCAGAUGCUGGGCUUUAUGAAUGUCAUCUAAUAGGCGACGCCAUGACUUUUGUGCAAGUGGGACACGCGACGAAAAUCAGACAAGCGCCGAACGUGCGAGUGCCGAGCAAAGUCAAUGUGAAGUGUUCAGACGGGGGGACGCAGCCACUUCGAUGUUGCGUGCAGUCCAACUAUAUCGUCAGGUGGUUUCUGGACGCCGGCGUUUUAAACUCCGAGGAAAAGACCGAUGAGGAAAGCUACUGCAUUUUGCACCGAUACAGUCUGAGUGGCUGCAGAGAUUCGCCAACCCGAGAAUUACGUUUUACAUGCAGAGUAGACGAUCCACAAGGCUUUGAAGAGACAACAACAAUGAUCCUUUUUAAUGAGAAUGUUGCAUGUAAUGAUCCGCUGUACGGGAGCGGACGACCAAAUGACGUCUCGACCGCGGCGUGUGAUCCGGGUCAAGAGGGGAGCAGGACUGCCAUAUGCAGGGAGACGGGAGAAUGGAUCCUUUUGGAAGACACUUGCAUUGUGACCGCAAUCAAGGACUUGGUCGUCGUUUCUGAGGAUUUGCUCGAAGAGGAAGCUCCGCAAUUAGCUGCGAAUCUUAGCGAAGUGGUCCAGGGGCAAAAACAAGAAAUUGCAAAUUCAUCCGCGACCGUCUCAGCGAUCGUUGGCAUCCUGAGCGUCAUUGCCAACGUUUCGACCCAAGUGAACGAAACCGUCAUGGAGAACGUGCUGGCGACGGUCGAUGUCCUCAUCGGUGACGACGCCAGAGAAUCUUGGCAAGUUCUGAGAGAAAACGUCACUCGCAAUGACAGCUCCAUAUUGCUUAGCUCGAUGGAGACUCUGGCCGAUGAGCUCGUCGGGGAGUUCACCAUCAGAACCGGGUUCAUUCAGCUCAACAGGACCAGGUUCAACGACUCCUUUGCGGCGGAUUUCAACUCAAGCGUCGGCAUUGAUAUUCCAAACAUCGACAGUAACAAUGUCAAUAUCACCGUCAUCGUUUUCUCCACCCUGGACAAUGUGCUGCCGCCUCGCAACGCCAGCUAUGACAGCACGUCCGCAAACACCAACGACACGUCCGCUUCAUUUAAUGACAGUCUGAACGCGGCGGUGGCGCUUGUCAAAGUCAAAACGGACAUUCGGAAUGUUACUCUGAGUUUCAAGAAGCAGAACGACUCGCUGACUCAGAAUCCGCAGUGCGUCUUUUGGAACUUCAGCCUUUUGGACGGGUUGGGCGCUUGGGACGACCAGGGUUGCGUGUUCGUUUCCGACACAAACGACAUGGUGACCUGCAGCUGCAACCACCUCACCUCCUUCUCGAUUCUGAUGGCAACGGGUAUCCCCGAGUCGAUACGAGUGGCUUUAGAUCUCAUCACGUAUAUCGGAGUCGGCAUAUCGAUGGCGAGCCUGGUCAUUUGUCUCCUCAUCGAAGCGUACGUGUGGAAAGCCUUGACGAGGAACAGCACGGCGUUCAUGCGCCACGUGUGCAUCGUCAACACCGCCCUGUCUCUGCUGAUCGCCGACAUCUGUUUCAUCAUCGCAGCCUCUUACGCCAAGAACCCCCUCGAAAACCCGGGAGAUGACCAUCGGGUCCCACUGGCGCCGUGUACCGCCGCGACUUUUUUCAUGCACUUGUUCUACCUGGCCCUCUUCUUCUGGAUGCUGGCGUCGGGGCUUCUUCUGUUCUACCGAACCGUCAUGGUUUUCUCGCAGAUGUCCAAGGCGGCCAUGAUGGCCAUUGGCUUUGUUUUUGGCUACGUGUGCCCCCUCAUCAUCGCGGUCGUCACUGUCGCCGCCACGGCCCCGGGCAAAGGAUACAUCAGGGAAAACGACGCAUGCUGGCUGAACUGGAGCAAGACCAAAGCCCUGCUGGCCUUGGUGAUACCGGCCUUGGUUGUCGUUUUUAUCAACAUUUUCAUUGUCAUCGUGGUCAUGUUCAAAAUGCUAAGAAGAGGCGUCGGGGAGGCGGCUCCUCCUGACGAAAAGCACACGCUGGUUGUCAUUGCCAGAUGCGUGAUCAUUUUGACUCCUUUGUUUGGACUCACGUGGGCUUUGGGAGUGGGGACCAUGGUUUCGUCCACCAAUGAGGGGAUCCACAUUGCGUUUGCCUUCUUCAAUUCACUGCAGGGUUUCUUUAUUUUAGUUUUUGGGACACUGCUGGAUUCAAAGAUCCGAGCCGUUCUCUCCAAAAAACUACCUGUAUCAAGCUCAGGCUCCGGCUCCAAUCAAACUGCAAGUACAAGUGCUGGAGUUUCUUCUUCAAGUGGUCUCAAAUGGUUGCGAAAACUACGUGGGAAAAGAUAUGUCUACCAUGUGUGGGAGGCUACAAAUUCAAGCAGCGCCAGUGGCUCUGAGCCAUCCUCCAAUAUCUGAAUCAGAUGAAUAAUCACUCAUAAAAUGGGCUUUACUUCAGAUUUAAGAAAUCUGUCGCUCUGUACGAUUUAGUACAAUGUUAUAUUUUAACUGCACCGAGUCAUCAACAAUCGUCGUUUCAAAACACUGCAGUGGCAUAAAUACCCAGCAUGCAUUCUUGGACUGAUUUGUGCCAGCACUGUGUGGAAUGCACGAUUUUGAAGUUACGUGCAGUUACGGGUAUGUUAAGUCACCUUAAGCUUGACCACUAAUGACAAUGCAUUUGGUGAUGCUGAUGCUCACCUGCACACUCUAAACAUCCUUCUCUGUUGUAAAAAAUAAAAA
This is a messenger RNA of Hippocampus comes (tiger tail seahorse), 5070 nucleotides long. Its product is annotated as adhesion G protein-coupled receptor F5-like. NCBI's taxonomy places the organism in Eukaryota, Metazoa, Chordata, Actinopteri, Syngnathiformes, Syngnathidae. The transcript has 29 exons. Gene Ontology annotation, biological process: cell surface receptor signaling pathway; adenylate cyclase-activating G protein-coupled receptor signaling pathway. The record is from RefSeq and is a predicted model, not a curated record. Gene Ontology annotation, cellular component: membrane. Gene Ontology annotation, molecular function: G protein-coupled receptor activity. The coding region runs from base 133 to 4746 and encodes 1537 amino acids.